GCGAACACUGCAGCGAGACUCCUCUGUAGCGCUUUUCUAUUAUUUUCUAUUAACACGCUGCACCACCUAGCGGCACCGCCGCGAAGCCUGCGCGUUGCCUUCGAAACGAAUGGUGUGUCGGUGCAUGUGAACGCUGAGAAACGUGUUAUGCGGAAGCCGGACUCCUCCCUCGCGCUGCUUUCUAUAGGAGAGGGUCUUAUGGCUGCAAAAGUUCUGCAACUGUGCCCUGGAAGCUUCCUUGACUAGUUCCUUUUAGCAGUUGAUGAAAUUAGCCUGGGAAGACCCCUGUUGGCUUACGUGCAUCAGAUCCUGGGUGUGAUAACGGUUUUAUUACAUUUUUUUUUUUGCAGCUGACUUUUUUUUUUCCGAUCUCCACUCAACGUCAGUUUAUGGGCCUUCUCCUUCUACUCCUGUUUUCAAUUUUCACUUGACUUCUUCCUUCUCUUCUUUGCAUUCUGUACUGUGCGCGCCCCAGUCUUCUUCGCUAUUGACACGAGAUUUCAGCGUGCUCCAGGCACAGCAGGAUCCACGCGCCGCGAACGUUCUGCGAGCGUGCGCACGUUCCCAUGGCUGAGAAGAAGACGUAGCUAUACGAACAUGCGAGCAUGGGUUAUCGUUCGAACUUUCAGAGCCGCCCUUCGAAAUCUGCUACGACCAGCAGCCUGCUUGGCGGUGACCGUCGCUCGGCAGCAGCAUGAAGGAGGUCCGUCCACCCCGUCUCUCGACGCCGUGGCUCAUCGCUUUCACCGCCGCCUUCCUCGUCGUGGCCGCGGUCGCCCUGAUCUCGCUCCUCCUGGCCGUGAUGUGGGCGCCGCGGAUCGCCGAGCGAGCCCUGCAGGGCUGGCGGCCUCUGUACCGACUCGACGCGCUCGCCGCCAGAAUCACCGCGCGAAGACAGCGCCACAUCACGCUUGUGUGCACCGUGGGCGCCGGCGUCGUCGCGCCGAGGGAGGCCUACCCUCCCGACGGCGUCUGCCACUACACCGUGUUCACUCACGUAGCGUACGACCAGCGCCACGGCGCCUUCCGAGUGCUCGGGGCAUCGUCGACGUCGCAGGCGGCGGCGAGCUGGCGGAUCUUCCUGCGGGAGGCGUCCGGUUCCACCGUGACGCGCCUGCUGCCGUCGCACGGCGACUGGGAGGUGUUCGUGCGAUCGCUCGUGCCGGACCUGGCGCGGCGUAUCAACGCCAGCCUCGUCCGCCACCGCCUGCACGGCCUGGCGCUCUUCCACGUCCGCGUGCGGCCGGCGCAGCUGUCGGUCGUAGCGGCCGUCAUGCAGCUGCUGGCGAAGUACAACCCCGGCAUGUUCCUCGCCCUCGGCGUCAGCUUCGAAGGCGUGAACGACGCGAACGCGCUGAGCACGUUCCCGCCGGGCCUCCUGGACGACGCCGUGGCGCCACUGUCCCUUCUGGUGCUGGAGACGCACGUGCCACCGCGGGACAGCGGAGGUCGCUGCCGCGCGGUCCUCUCGUCGAUACCGGACUCCGAUGUCGGCGAUUCCGAGCCCCAGGUGCCGAGUCGCCUCUCGCUCAGGGGCGCCAUUAGGAUCUUCGACCAGCAUCCGGACCUGCGGCGCGUGGCUGGCACGCCCGGUCUGGCCGGCUGCUUCUCGCUGUUCCUCGGCGCGCUCGUCUUCAACACGAGCAGCCCGGAAACGAAGCUCGGCGCGGUAUGCUCGUCCUGGUCCGCCGACCAAGUUAGCAAGGUCUGCGAGCACCCGAGCGUGCGCUUGGACGAGCACACGCAAGUGGCGUACGGCCAAGACGGGAAGCGCUUCUUCAGCUUCGAGAGCGUGCACGCGAUUGUGCCCAAGCUGUCGCCGCUGCUCAACGCGACGUUGCUGAGCGACCGCACUCCCUGCCUGGCGCUCUACAACAUCGAGCUGGACGACGGCGUCUGCCUGCGCUGCCCCUCCGAGCGCUACCCGAACAUCGUGGUGGAGGUGAACAAGCUUCUGAGCCUGUUGAACCCGGACUCGAAGUGGACCUGGAGCCUCUGGAAGCGCUUGUUUCCUUCGUCGCCGUAAUACGAAACAUUGUCACGUUCAUUUCGUUUUUAACGUCCGCAAUGACGGUGCAGUUGUUUGUAUAUUCGAAAGGUCGGUGCCCCCGAGGCGUGAUACAUCUUUUUGUUCAUUUUUUAAUGUGUGCACGCACUGACGUUGUAGUUCUUAUCUCAUCUGAAAGGUUGGCCCGAGGCACUUCAACUGCUUCGUACUUCAAGGUAUAAUACUUUAUUUAUCUUAUUUUCUUUUUAAUUUAAGGCUAUGUACAACAUGAGACACAUGGCUAGAUGAAUUGAUACCUGACCAAGUGAUGCUACCCUAGAAGGCAACGGCGAGAAUAUAAUUUUUAUUCACGUAUCGUGGUCUGCAACGCACAGAAAUACUAAUAAGAUGUCGAACGUUACGCAUGUUCAAAGUGGGACGCAAUUGUAAUAGCGCCGGCGGAGGCGCCAUAAAUGUGAAAUUGGGGAUUUACAAACGUGUCGAGUAGACAAGUACACAGAUGACCUUAUAUAGGAUGAUGACUACAGACUGAAGAAAUAAAAUCGCAACUCUUUAUAUACAUGUAUAACAACAGAAUACAAAUGCACGGUAUUUCUAAUUACAACGCAAAUACAAGAAGGCGUCACAUGCAUACGAACAAGUUGGUUUCGUGGAUAGUCUA
Molecule: messenger RNA, 2669 nt
Organism: Dermacentor andersoni
Lineage: Eukaryota; Metazoa; Arthropoda; Arachnida; Ixodida; Ixodidae
Source: RefSeq, a predicted model, not a curated record